Messenger RNA from Podospora anserina S mat+, 1677 nucleotides. RefSeq lists its product as uncharacterized. Bases 1 to 1677 code for a protein of 558 amino acids. The record is from RefSeq and is a predicted model, not a curated record. The transcript has 3 exons. Lineage: Eukaryota; Fungi; Ascomycota; Sordariomycetes; Sordariales; Podosporaceae. Gene Ontology annotation, biological process: transmembrane transport. Gene Ontology annotation, molecular function: transmembrane transporter activity. Gene Ontology annotation, cellular component: fungal-type vacuole membrane.
AUGUCACUGCAUCGUGUUGCGUCGCUCGAAACUUUCGCCAUCCUCCCAACCGACCAGAGGUCAAGGAGGAGCUCCGAUGCUUCGGCUCGCGCCCGCAAAUUAACCUUCAACCCACUCCCGCAAGAAUGGGAUCCUCCAGCUGGCCUGGACCAACUUCAUGCCGUUGGCGCCUUUGAGGUGCCUCGCUGGAAGCGUCUACUCCAGGUUGCCGCCGCCGUCUUCUACUGCCUCUUCGCGUCCGGUGUUGUCUUUGGAUAUGCCGCCAUCAAGCCAGUCCUCAAGUCGGAGGGUGCCUACAAAGAUAUCUGCUCAGCCCCGGGCGGCCUAGUCAGUGAGGACACAUGCAUAGAGAUACAUCUGAACUUGAUGUUCACGGUGGCUGCUGUGGCUACGAAUGUUGCUGCUCUCCCUAUUGGAGCUAUCCUCGAUCACUAUGGGCCUCGGGUGUGUGGUGUACUUGGCAGUCUCUUCCUGGCCAUUGGCGCGGCGCUGAUGGCCAACGAGAGCCGCUUGCCUUUUGACGGCUUGUUGCUUGGUUAUCUUUUCCUGGCUCUGGGAGGCCCCUUUACCUACAUCUCGUCGUUCCAGCUGUCCAAUGCCUUCCCCAAAAACUCGGGUCUCAUUUUGGCCCUCUUGACGGGCGCUUUCGACGCCUCCAGCGCCUUGUUCUUGGUGUACCGGAUCAUCUUUCAAAAGUCAGAGGGCGCCUUUGGACAUCAGCGGUUCUUCAUGGUGUACUUGAUUGUACCUGUGGUGAUCAUCAUCUUGCAGUUUACGCUGAUGCCAUCUCAGUCUUACAAGACGGUUGGUGAGCUGGUGGAGGAGAUCGAGGAGCCAGUCGCCGAGGAACCGGAUGACCAGGUUGACGAAGAAACCGCCCUGCUCCAGGAGGAGGAAAGGCAACAUCGCGCUGAUGUCAUCGAGGGUCUCCAGAACGUGCUCGGCUCGGCCAAGGCGGACAAGCAAGCGAAACGCGAGGAGCGCAAGAAUGAGAUCUCGGGUGUCUGGGGUGUCAUGCACCCCUACACGUCUUGGGAGCAGAUCAAGUCCCCUUGGUUUAUUUUGAUCUGCGCUUUUACUGUUAUCCAAAUGACCCGCAUCAACUACUUCGUUGCCACAAUUCGCGCCCAGUACGAAGCCAUCUUUGGCUCUAUCGAAAAAGCGGCCGAAAUCAACGAAUUCUUCGACCUCGCUCUCCCCAUCGGCGGUAUUCUCAGCAUUCCCUUCAUUGGUAUGAUUCUCGACCACACCAGCACCGUUACCGUGCUUGCCUGCCUCGUCACAUGCGCCACCACGAUCGGCGUCCUGGGUAUCAUCCCGCAGACAUGGGCUGCGUACGGAAAUAUUUGCCUGUUUGUUCUUUACCGUCCAUUUUAUUACACGGCGGUGUCGGACUACAGCGCCAAGGUGUUUGGAUUCAGGACGUUUGGCAAGGUUUACGGUACGAUUAUCUGCCUGUCUGGCGUCUUCAACUUCUCGCAGUCUGGGUUGGAUUUCUUGUUUCACCAAACCUUCAAGGGCAAUCCUCUUCCGGUGAAUGUGAUGUUGUUGAGUUUGGGGUUGGCAGUUGGUCUCGGGCUGGUAGGCUUCGUGGCUAUCAAGGCAAAGAUGAUCAAGAGGAAGAUGCUUUCAGAGGAGGCAUACGGUGCGUUCAGUGACCCAAGGUGGAAUCACUAG